ACCUUGUAUGUCAGUACACGCCAUGUGUGAUUUUUCACGUGGUUGUUCUCCCAUAAUUCGGAAUUUCUUUGAAAUACUUUAUAAUAUCGUACAGUGAUUAAUAUUUAACAAUGAAUUUUAAAAAUGACUUUGAUGUUUUUGUGGGUGGUAAAUCAGGAUUUUUUAAAGGAAUCAAGAUUGGACAAAAAGAAUGUGUACAAAAAAAUUUAAGGAGUUUUGUAUCGAUUGGGUAUAAUAAUGAGAUUACCACAGCAAGCUGGGGUGAUGACGAAGAACGAGAAAUACUCAUAGCUUAUGGUACAAAGGAAACAAGAAGUGUCAGUAUUUAUGAUACUGAAGAUAUGUCAUUUACAAGCACGUUUAUUUGCGAUGUUGGCCAAGGAAGUAUAAAUGGCAUAUCACGUUAUGGUGGAGCAAUUCUGACUGCAAUUCAUUCUGGCGAGAUAAAAUUAUGGAAAUUUAACGAUCAAGACCAAGUUAUAUUAAAUGCUGGUGAUAAUUUACAUAGAAUGCGUCAUUCUAAUAUAAACAAAAAUAUAAUAGCUACUGGUGGCAGAGAAAAUGGAUUAAAAUUGUUUGAUUUAGAGAAACAAAAACAAAUUUUUAUUGAAAAGAACAUGCCACAUGAUUUUUUAAAUUUGAGAGUACCGAUUUGGCUUUCAGAUAUUGCUUUUCUUCGAGGCUCACAUAAAGUAGUCACUGUUAGCAGAUUCGGUCAUGUACGCUUGUAUGAUUCUAAUGCGCAAAGAAGACCAAUCAUUAAUAUUGAAAUAAAAGAUGAACCCCUGACUGCUGUGACUGUACCUUGUAAGGAAAUGCAAGUCAUGGUAGGCUCAGGUAAAGGUAUGAUGAAACUGAUUGAUUUACGGAAACCUGGAAAGAUAUUACAUACGUAUAAGGGUCUGGUCGGUAGCAUAACUGGAUUAGCUUCUAGUGAAGUGGGACCAUAUGUAGUUAGCACUUCUUUAGACAGAUAUUUAAGAGUACAUCAUAUUGAUACAAGAGAAAUGAUCAAAAAGGUUUAUCUGACUUCGAAAUUAACAUGUUUAAUAUUGAGAUCAACAUUUUCUACAGAAACACAGAUUGAUAAUUCUGAAAAAGUUCUAGAUAACUAUAGUAUUAAUAAUAAUGACAAUGAAAUUAUGUAUAUAGAGAAUAAAUUAGAGGAUAAAGAUGCAGAAUAUGAAACACUAUUUGAUAAAAUGGAAGUCAUUACGUCAAAAUAUAAAAAAACAAAUUUGUGCUAUAAAAGAAAGAAAUGUACUAAAAGUGCUUCUUUGAUCGAUCAUUCUGUACGUAAUUUUCUAUUAAUAUAUAUAUGUUUAAUAUUUGUUUCUGAAAUGUUACAAAUGUUUCUGAAAAUUUUUACACAUUUUACUUUUUACUAUUUAUUUAUAGGAAGAGUCAAAAACAUCAGUGAUGCUGGAACCUUCAAAUACUAUUGUAAAAAAUAAGAAAAUUAAGAAAAGAAAAAAGUUAAUAUCCAAUAAUUAGUUAUAAGUAUAACAACGAAUUGUGUAUAUACGAAAAUUAAUGAAUCUAAAUGCACUUUUAUACAUCAUACGUACGUUUGUUCUUUUUUAUACCUUUUUACGAGGAUUGGAAAUAUAGAUCAGAAUAAAAUAAACGAUAUACAUACAUACAUACAUACAUACAUACAUACAUACAUAUAUAUAUAUGUGUGCGUAUAUCAUAGUGUAUUCUAUCGCUGAGCACUUUUUGCAUUUAUAAGUUACAUGUGUGAGAGAGCCAAGGAUCAUGCGCUAAUCACUUUGCUCGGGGUACAUAAUAUUAAGAUGUGUUCACGUGAACUAACUAUAACACAACUUUGUGUAUCAUACAAUUCAUUAUUAAUACCUCAAUAAAUUACAUUUUGGUUUUUGCAAUGCAAGAACUGCCACGUCCAAAAUCUUUAUCUUUCUUCCUUUUCAAGUUUCUUGCCAAAUUCUCAAUCAUUUCUUUUUUUUUUUUCUAUAAAUUUGUUGCUUCGUUCGUUAAAGUAAAUAGUGAAUUAAAAAAUUAUCAUGUAAUAUGCAUGCGAAUCAAAUUGAUUUUAUUUCGUAGAAGCUGAAGGAAAGCGAACGUGACUGCUUGCAAAUUUGCAGUAUAUAUUUUGUACUAAAGAGAUUAAGAUUAACUACGGCACGUUAAACCUAUGCGGAUGUACAGUUUGUUUUUCAAUGUACAAAAACCGUCGGUCUCGUAGCUUUUGUCACAAUACUACUAUUGUAAUCAUUUUAUAUCUCAAACUUCCUUUUUUGUUUAUCAUUAAUGGAAUAUUUAAUCUUACACAGAUAAACAUAUACAGGAAUAAUUUCACUAAAUUAUAGGCACUGGCUCUGCACUAUCAAAUAGCGACUUUUUUACCUUUACUUUUAUAGAUAAAAAGAGGAACGUUAGUGCCAAAAAUAGAAAUGAAUAUCAACAAACAGGCCAUUUAUGUACAUGAUUUUUUUAGUAAUUUAAGUAUGUACAAAUUUUUUCAAUAGAAGGCUUCUACAUAUAAUUACUACUUAGCUUCUUUUAUUUUUUUAUAUAUAGAUUAAUUGAAAUAAAAACUAUUUUUUCAAAAGAAUUACAUUUGUUUUCAUAAAAGUAACUGUUAACAAGUUCUCGGUAUAUACUAGUACAUUCAACAAAUUUCUUUUUUUAUGCAUCAUUAGCAUCUAUAAUAUGUGCCUAGAAUUUAUUCAACAAGAUCUACAUACAUAUUGUUUCAAGAGAAUUCUUCUAAUAGGGUUUUAUUUAGAUGCUAUUCAUUUUUUUGGAGGUAAAUGUUAAGAAGAUAAUUGGUUUAAAUAUUUCAUAGAAUGAUGUAUUUGAGUCAUUUUCGAUAAAGAAUAAUUUAGAAUAGAAAAUAUAUUACAAAAGCAAAACAUUUUGUCGGAAAGCCAAAACGAUAUAAUAAUAAGAAAACUUGAAUUACUUUUGUAUGUUAUACAUUUCCUAUUUAGAUAUAUAGUGUAAAAAGUACCGCGAAAGAAAAUUGUUUCAGGUAUAAUGUAUGAUAAGUAUGGUCAAUGUAUAUGUGAAAUAAAAAAAAUUCAUUGGUUAAA
Molecule: messenger RNA, 3056 nt
Organism: Vespula pensylvanica (western yellowjacket)
Lineage: Eukaryota; Metazoa; Arthropoda; Insecta; Hymenoptera; Vespidae
Product: WD repeat-containing protein 74
Exons: 7
Coding region: 111-1454 (447 amino acids)
Biological process (GO): ribosomal large subunit biogenesis
Cellular component (GO): nucleolus; preribosome, large subunit precursor
Molecular function (GO): protein binding
Source: RefSeq, a predicted model, not a curated record